Molecule: messenger RNA, 407 nt
Organism: Xenia sp. Carnegie-2017
Lineage: Eukaryota; Metazoa; Cnidaria; Anthozoa; Malacalcyonacea; Xeniidae
Product: pachytene checkpoint protein 2 homolog
Exons: 4
Coding region: 150-407 (85 amino acids)
Biological process (GO): meiotic recombination checkpoint signaling; reciprocal meiotic recombination
Cellular component (GO): nucleus; chromosome
Molecular function (GO): ATP hydrolysis activity; ATP binding
Source: RefSeq, a predicted model, not a curated record
AAAGCACGAAAAUAUUUAUAUGACAUGAACAAACUUGCUUGAUGACAACUUUGCUCAGUCAAAUACUUAUUAUCUAUCAAUUACGUAUUUACAGAAGUCUUGAUUUGAACUACAUUUAUGCGUUUAUUUGCUAAACCUAGUCUUCCCCAAUGUUGUUUUCUUCUUAUUUCAGACAUCCUAAUGUAAUUAUAUUGACAACAUCGAACAUAACUAGAGCCAUAGACGUUGCGUUCGUGGACAGAGCCGACAUCAAACAGUAUAUUGGUCCGCCAUCAGCCAAAGCUAUUUACAAAAUUUACCAUUUGUUUACCAGUAUCAUAUCACCAGCCACUCAAAUUUUGGAUUUAAGCUUUGUCGACAACGAUGUAACACACUGUAGUCUUGAAUUAAAGAAGAUAGCCGAGUAA